AUGGCCGCCUCACCAUCCAACAGCGAGCUCGAUGGCAGCUCGACCUACAACUUUUGUUUCGACUCGCUCGUAACCCCAGAGGCGUCCACGGAUGUCAUGUACGAGCAACACAUCAGUCCGCUUGUCACUGCUGCUGUCCAAGGGUACAAUGGCACCGUAUUCGCAUAUGGACAGACGGGUAGUGGAAAGACGCACACCAUGAGCGGGUCGAAAGAAGAGCCUGGUGUGAUCAGCAGAGCGGUUGAUGAAGUGUGGAGAGGCGUGGAAAGCGACGAUUCGCGAGAAUUCCUGUUGCGCGUGUCCUACCUCGAGAUAUACAAUGAGACGCUGCGGGAUCUCCUGGCGCCCUUGCCAGCUAGAGUCAAGAGCGGCUCGCUUCAGGAUGGCGGCGAUGAUACUCGUCCAGCUUCGCCCACCAAAGCAUUGCGCAUCAUCGAAGGGCCCAGCAGGGUGCAGGUGGUGGGUCUGCGGGAGGACAUUGUGACAUCGCCCGAGGACGUGCUGUCGCUGCUCGAAGCUGGACAGAGACACCGACACCAAGCAGCAACGGACUGGAAUGAACGCAGCAGCCGGUCCCACUGCGUCUUUACCAUCACAAUCGAGAGUCGCGAUAAGCAAGUGCAUGGCAGCGAAGUGCGCAUCAGCCAGCUCAACCUCAUUGAUCUAGCGGGCAGCGAGCGCGCUGCAUCGUCUCAGGACAGACGCAAGGAGGGAGCCUUCAUCAACAAGUCUCUCCUCACUCUGGGCACCGUCAUUGCCAAACUGUCCGAAGCUUCCGCUUCUCAGCAUAUUCCGUACCGCGACUCGAAACUGACUAGGCUUCUGCAGAACUCGCUUGGAGGGAACGCUAGAGUGGCCGUCGUCUGUACGCUCAGCCCGCUAAAAGAGCACGCAGUGGAAAGCUUGAGCACCCUCAAAUUUGGACGCAGAUGCAAGAUGGUCACCACUCGCGCA
Messenger RNA from Ceraceosorus guamensis, 954 nucleotides. Its product is annotated as kinesin-domain-containing protein. The transcript is spliced from 4 exons. Gene Ontology annotation, molecular function: microtubule motor activity; microtubule binding; ATP binding. NCBI's taxonomy places the organism in Eukaryota, Fungi, Basidiomycota, Exobasidiomycetes, Ceraceosorales, Ceraceosoraceae. The record is from RefSeq and is a predicted model, not a curated record. The annotation marks the transcript as partial. Gene Ontology annotation, biological process: microtubule-based movement.